AUGCAAUGCGUGCGCGACGCUAACGAAGUAGCGCAAACAAACAGCGUGUUGAGAUUUAUAAAGACAAAGUGGAUAGUUGGCUUCGUCGUUCUUAUUAUUAUAUUUGACUACUUCUCCGUCACUGUGGCUGUGGGCGUGGGGCUAGUGACCAAGAACCGCGCUGGUGGUUUCGGAUUAGGCGUUACGAUACUUGUGGUUUUCAACGUGCUAUUUUUGAUAUUCUGCGCUAGUUACGCUGCUAUUUUAUUCAUUCACCCAGGCUACAUAACAAAUUCAUUCAUACCAGCGUACCACCCAGGACGAGCAGCGCAAAAUAAAGACAAAGAUACCGAUAGAACUGGUACCAGUAACCACUCCAAUCAAUCAGACUGCACUACAUACCCUCCCACUUUCCGCGUCCAAGCAACUCAAUUUGACGCUACUUAUUGUUCUCAGUGUCAGCUAUGGCGACCGCCGCGCGCACACCACGACCGUCAUGCGAACCGCUGCGUGUGGGAAUUUGACCAUUACUGUCCGUGGAUUGGUCAAAGUGUAGGUGGGCACAACCACAAGCAUUUCGUUACUUUCCUUUUUUGGUGUGUUGUGGUCCUCUCAUUCACAGCGAUAGCUUUGGGCGUGAGCUAUCCUUCUCUGAUAUCAGAUGAGCACGGUGAUGGAUUGUGGAGUGGUCGUGGCCGCGGACCCAUCAUCGGAGCUAUAGCAGUGUCCUCCUUCUUCGCCUUCUUUGUAGGUGGGCUCCUCUUCAAUCAUAUCUGGCUAGCGUGCGAUAGUCUGACAACUUUCGAGGAUAUGUUCGAGGUGCGCACAAUUCGCGCAAGAGAUGCAUCCAUUCUCAGCAAACACUACGAUCCGUGGCAGUUGCAAGCGAAGAAAGCGUGUAAAGAUCACUGGUACUAUGUCUGGGGCAAUCCGCGCACAGAGGGGAAUUUAUGGUGGCUUGAGUCACCUUAUCGCAACUGGUGUUUCAGGAUGGGCGCCAAUCCUCUCGUAUGGUUUGUGCCAUUCGCUAAACCACACCACGACCUUCUUAAUGUUGAGUAUAACCCAAGGUUUGACCAGUGGGGCAGAGCAAGGAUGCGCAGUGAGUGGCCUGAGUAUCUCAGGUAG
Wallemia ichthyophaga EXF-994 is the source of this 1107-nucleotide messenger RNA. Its product is annotated as putative S-acyltransferase. The transcript has 2 exons. Bases 1 to 1107 code for a protein of 368 amino acids. Gene Ontology annotation, cellular component: Golgi apparatus; endoplasmic reticulum. Lineage: Eukaryota; Fungi; Basidiomycota; Wallemiomycetes; Wallemiales; Wallemiaceae. Gene Ontology annotation, molecular function: protein-cysteine S-palmitoyltransferase activity. Gene Ontology annotation, biological process: protein targeting to membrane; peptidyl-L-cysteine S-palmitoylation. The record is from RefSeq and is a predicted model, not a curated record.